Messenger RNA from Eucalyptus grandis, 2522 nucleotides. Its product is annotated as cysteine-rich receptor-like protein kinase 1. The record is from RefSeq and is a predicted model, not a curated record. NCBI's taxonomy places the organism in Eukaryota, Viridiplantae, Streptophyta, Magnoliopsida, Myrtales, Myrtaceae. Bases 164 to 2167 code for a protein of 667 amino acids. The transcript is spliced from 7 exons. Gene Ontology annotation, biological process: protein phosphorylation. Gene Ontology annotation, molecular function: ATP binding; protein kinase activity.
GUCGGGUCGUCGUCAACUCUCUCUUCCGUCCAAUCAUCAUUCACUAUAAGAUCGCCUUUGAAAGCUCCUUGAUACCGCGAGAAGCUCGAACCGAGAGAAAAAUUGAGGCGGUAAUCCGGUUCUCCGGCGGAUUUCGCUUCGGAACGGAGGUCGGAGCUGUGAAAUGCGGCCUUCGAUCCUCAACCUCGCUUGCGUUUUCCUGGUUCUCUUCAGCUCCUCGUUUACGCCCUCGCUCGGCGAUCCUCGAAUCUCGGAGGCGGGCAUUCUAUGCCUCAAAUCCAACGUCACGUCCGUCUUGAACUUCCUCGACGUCAUGCUGAAAGUUCUCGCGAAAGUUACUGAAGAUCGCUGGGCUAAUGAUUCCGUAACCUCUCCGUUGCCAGAAAUCUAUGCACUGGCUCAGUGCCACGGCGACCUGAGCCGCGACGAUUGCCUCCUCUGUUUCGCGCAGAGCAGGACUUCACUUUCUCGAUGCACUAUCUUGGAUACUAAGGGGCGGUUGUAUCUCGACGGUUGCUUCAUAAGGUCCGAUUACUAUAAUUUCUUUAAUGAGACCGUCGAUCCACAGCACGACAUGGUCAAGUGUGCCAAUCAGUCCAGCAUUUCGGCCGAUCAGCAGGCGAGACAGCAGUUUGCUGCUAAGGUCGAUCGGGUGCUGAUGAAUGUGUCGGCAGUCGCAUCGGAGAACAAGGGGUUCGCCGUUUUUGGAGAGGCGAGGAGGGGAGGAGUUGCUGGCGUUUAUGCGCUGGCGCAGUGCUGGAACACUCUCGAUGAGAAGGGGUGUAGAGAGUGCUUGGCGAAUGCGAUGAUCAGGGCGAGGAACUGCACUCCUGGGGAUGAAGGGAGGGCUAUGAAUGCCGGAUGUUUCAUGCGAUAUUCGACUCAGAGGUUUUAUACUGUCCCUAUAGAUGGUGACUCGUUGAAGCUUGGGAUCAUCAUUGCUAUUGCUUUAUCCGUUGCUGCUGCAACUUCACUUCUUUUCAUCGGUGCUUAUGUUGGAUACAGAAAAUUAUCCAAGAAAAGAGAAGUCCAGAAGAAACUCUUUGGCGUUCCUGCAAUUUUAAGGAAGUCGAAUCUGAAUUUUAAUUAUGAAUCGCUUGAGAAGGCUACCAACUUCUUUGAUGAGUCGAGAAAAUUAGGCCAAGGAGGAGCUGGUUCUGUAUACAAGGGGAUCCUCCCUGAUGGAAGAGUUGUUGCCGUAAAAGUACUGGUGUUCAACACUCGUCAAUGGGUGGAUGACCUCUUCAAUGAGGUAAAUCUGAUCAGUGGAAUCCAACACAAGAACCUGGUCCGCCUUCUGGGUUGCAGCAUUGAAGGCCCAGAAAGCCUCCUAGUUUAUGAAUAUGUUCCCAACAGAAGCCUUGAUCAAAUCCUCUUCGUUAAGAAUGCGACCCAUAUCCUGAGUUGGCAGGAGCGGCUUAAUAUCAUCUCCGGAACAGCUGAGGGGCUGGCAUUUCUUCAUGGACCUUGUGGAGUGAAAAUAAUACACAGAGACAUCAAAAGCAGCAAUGUCCUUCUCGACGAGGAUCUCACAGCAAAGAUUGCUGACUUUGGACUUGCUCGAUGUCUUGAUCCAGAAAAAUCUCAUCUUAGCACCGGUAUCGCAGGGACACUGGGUUAUAUGGCUCCAGAGUAUCUUGUUAAGGGACAACUAACAGAGAAAGCGGAUGUUUAUUCUUUCGGUGUGCUGGUCCUAGAAAUUCUAAGUGGUAGGAAGAACAGAAUCUUCGGGCAGGCCUCAGGUUCAGUUCUGCAAUCAGUUUGGAAGCAAUAUAAAUCAAAUAGUCUUGCUGAGUGCAUCGAUCCUGUGUUGAAAGGCAAGUUUCCCGUCUCAGAGGCAUUGAAUGUGAUUCAAAUCGCGCUUCUUUGCACCCAAGCUUCCCCAGAUUUACGACCAUCCAUGUCUGAAGUAGUUGAGAUGCUCAACGACCAGGAGUGUAAAGUACCCAUGCCAACGCAACCCCCAUUUCUCAACAAUAAUCCAAUUCCAGAUUACUCCAGCAGAAGCUCGAACAUGAAUACUGGGAUCACAAACCAACUGACAAAUUCUGAAAUUUCCUUCGCUUCCACCAUUAGCCUCCGGACCACUAUUUAUUCUUCAGCCGCAUGUGAUGAGAUGGGCAUAUGGUCCUGUGAGAAGGAUUGCAAGGAGUCCAAUGGCCAGUAAUGCUCGAGCGUUCCUUGAACCCUGAUCGGGAAAUCGGGAUGAGAAGAUCUGCGCAGCGAGACAGGGUAAAGAUGCGGCUGCUGUGCAAGAGAUUGCAGAAGCUCCAUGGUGCAUCGGUCAUGUCUUAUGCUGGCCGUUUCCCACUUAAUGGAGUCGGAGGAACCCAUGUACAUAUUCUUAUUUUAUUUAUUUCCUUUAUCCUCCAUUUUCUCUUAGUAUUGCCAAUUCCACUCAAUUUACACAGGAAGUACAGUGACUCAUGGAAACAGAAUCACAAUUGUGUAGGAGUUCAUGCUAGCUUCUUUCAUGUCCUGUAAUCUCAUAAAUGAAAAGCAAAACCCCAAGAUUCUGCCUC